Melopsittacus undulatus (budgerigar) is the source of this 1005-nucleotide messenger RNA. RefSeq names its product aquaporin-12-like. Gene Ontology annotation, molecular function: channel activity. NCBI's taxonomy places the organism in Eukaryota, Metazoa, Chordata, Aves, Psittaciformes, Psittaculidae. The record is from RefSeq and is a predicted model, not a curated record. Gene Ontology annotation, cellular component: membrane; cytoplasm. Gene Ontology annotation, biological process: transmembrane transport.
CCACGUUCGCUUACAUGUGGCUUUAUAAAGAGGAGGUGCAGAAGCUUUCCUUACUCCCUCCUGGGGUUUGGUCCAGUCUUUUCCCCCAGAACAGCCUUUGCUAUGGCUGGCCUGAAUGUCUCCAUUGCUUUCUUUUUCCUGGUGGUUGGGGUAUGCCAGGUACUCAGGCAGCUUUCCAAGAGGCUUCUGUCUCCUGGAGCAUAUGGCUGCCUUGCCAGAGAACUUGCUGGCUCAUUACAGCUGUGCAUGAGCUGCCUUGAGCUGAGGAUGCUGGUGGAGAUUGGCCCAUGGGGUGGUGGCUUUGGUCCAGACGUGGUCCUUACGCUGCUCUUCCUCCUCUUCGCUGUUCAUGGCGCCUCUUUUGAUGGAGCAUCUGCCAACCCGACUGUCUCUCUUCAGGAGUUCCUGCUCCUUGAGUCCAGCCUAGCAGCAACUGCUACCAAGCUGCUGGCCCAGGGUGCAGGCAUGGGCAUGGGCUGGGCUGUCACCAAGCUCUACUGGUCGUGGGAACUGUCACAAUUCCACCUCAUCCAGAACCUGAUAGCGCCAGAGUGCAUCUCCGCCAUCCGCACCGCUCUUCACCACGCUGCCUUUGCGGAAGGCAGCUGCUCUUUUCUUUUCCACCUUGUCCUUUUCAAGCUGCGACAGAGUCACCCAGUGUACCGGGUACCUGCACUGGCAGCGACUGUCACCUUCCUGAGCUACACAGCUGGACCAUACACCGGGGCCUUCUUCAACCCUGCUCUGGCCACCGCUGCCACCUUUCACUGCUCUGGGAGCAGCUUUUGGGACUACAUCCGGGUGUACUGGCUGGGGCCCCUCACAGGGAUGCUCACUGCCCUCCUGCUAUUCCAAGGCAACAUCCCGCGACUCUUUCAGAAAAACCUCCUUUACAGACAGAAGAGCAAAUACAAGAUACCCAAGGCAAAGGUGGUGCACGUGGAGGGUGACGAACCACAGCAGAAGAGGAAAGGAGAGAAGAGCAACUCCAAGCCCUGUGCCUGA